Malassezia restricta is the source of this 1143-nucleotide messenger RNA. Its product is annotated as threonine aldolase. Gene Ontology annotation, molecular function: L-allo-threonine aldolase activity. The record is from RefSeq and is a predicted model, not a curated record. Gene Ontology annotation, cellular component: cytosol. NCBI's taxonomy places the organism in Eukaryota, Fungi, Basidiomycota, Malasseziomycetes, Malasseziales, Malasseziaceae. The transcript has a single exon. Gene Ontology annotation, biological process: L-threonine catabolic process; glycine biosynthetic process. The coding region runs from base 1 to 1143 and encodes 380 amino acids.
AUGUACCGAAGCCUGUUUUCGGCGCCAGUUCCACGGUACCAUGCAGAUGAAAGCGACCCUGUCGAAACGGCACCCAUGAUUGACGCGCCACCGAUGCCUACCGACGACGAGCGCCAGCGUGCCUAUGCACAAGUGUCUUGGAACGUGAUUAGUGACACCGUGACAUUACCGAGUGCAUUAAUGCGUACUAGCAUGGCAUCGGCGGUAUGCGGUGACGAGGGAUACCGCACAGAUCAGCCCACGCUUCGUCUUGAGGAUGCCGUGGCGCAGCUCACGGGUAAGGAGGCCGCGCUCUUUCUCCCUAGUGGCACACAAGCCAACCAACUAGCUCUGCAUGUACACACGCGGCCCACGCUCGUGCCUGUAUCGAUCCUAUGCGACGUGCGAUCACACAUACACACAUCUGAGAUGGGUGGUAUUGCGUACCAUUCGCGCGCAACCACUGUGCCCGUCAUACCCCACAACACACAUCAUCUGACUCUGGAGGACAUUGCACCUUUUUGCGAAUCGCAGGACCCGUACAUGCCCACACAUGUGCAUGUCAUUUCGCUUGAAAACACUUUACAAGGCACUAUAUUUCCGCAAUCAGAAAUUGAACGGAUCAGUGCCUUUGCGCACGAACGCGGUAUAAUCAUGCAUCUUGAUGGCGCACGGCUGUGGAAUGCUUGGGCCGAGACCGGCAUUUCUCUCGCCGACCUUUGCCGUCCUUUUGAUACGGUCAGUUUAUGCCUCAGCAAGGGAAUUGGAGCCCCCGUUGGCUCUAUCCUCGUGGGUCCCACAGAUACUUUGUUCGCUGUGCGUCUGCACCGAAAAUUGUUCGGCGGCAUGAUGCGUCAGACAGGAGUCCUAGCUGCUGCGGCACAUGCUGCACUGCAUGAAAACAUGCCACGCCUGCGUCAGACACAUUCACUCGCGCGCCGCGUCGCCGCACGACUGCAGGACUGCGGCGUCACAAUCACGUUGCCUGUCGAAACCAAUAUGGUUUUCUUUGAUGUCACCUCUGCGGGUAUCGACGGCGAGACGCUUCGUCAACGAGCCGCCGCUUUGGACCCCCCUAUUCAGAUGGGGACACAUCGCAUCGUCAUACACUAUCUCACUCAUCACGACUUGCCUGAGCGACUGGCUUGCCUAUUUGCUACUUAA